GCGCCGCCGCCACUGCCGUCGGUGGAGGUCCCAGCGCGGACAUGGCCUCGCGCGGCGCCCGCCCGGGACCAAGCCUCCGGCGCCCCGCGCUGUAGCCCCGCGCAGAGGCGGCCUGACGGCGCGAACAGUCAGGCGAGCAGCAUGGAGGAGGCGUACCUGCUCCCGGUCGCCGACGUGUUGCGCCGCUUCUCGGUGACAGCCGAGGGCGGCCUCAGUCCGGAGCAGGUGACCAGCGCGCGGGAGCGCUACGGCCCCAACGAGCUCCCGACUGAGGAAGGGAAGUCCCUGUGGGAGCUGGUGCUGGAGCAGUUUGAUGACCUCCUGGUGCGCAUCCUGCUGCUGGCCGCCCUGGUCUCCUUUGUCCUGGCCUGGUUCGAGGAGGGUGAGGAGAUCACGACAGCCUUCGUGGAGCCCCUGGUCAUCAUGCUGAUCCUCGUGGCCAAUGCCAUCGUGGGCGUGUGGCAGGAACGCAAUGCUGAGAGUGCCAUUGAGGCCUUGAAGGAGUAUGAGCCUGAGAUGGGCAAGGUGAUCCGCUCAGACCGGAAGGGCGUGCAGAGGAUCCGUGCCCGGGACAUCGUCCCUGGGGACAUUGUAGAAGUGGCAGUGGGAGACAAAGUGCCUGCCGACCUCCGCCUCAUCGAGAUCAAGUCCACCACGUUACGAGUGGACCAGUCCAUCCUGACGGGUGAGUCUGUGUCUGUGACCAAGCACAGGGAUGUGAUCCCGGACCCCAGAGCUGUGAACCAGGACAAGAAGAACAUGCUGUUUUCUGGCACCAAUAUUGCAUCAGGCAAAGCAGUGGGCGUGGCAGUGGCCACCGGUCUGCACACGGAGCUUGGCAAGAUCCGGAGCCAGAUGGCAGCCGUGGAGCCUGAGCGGACACCACUGCAGCGCAAGCUGGAUGAGUUUGGGCGUCAGCUGUCCCAUGCCAUCUCCGUGAUCUGUGUGGCCGUGUGGGUCAUCAACAUUGGCCACUUCUCUGACCCAGCCCAUGGGGGCUCCUGGCUCCGAGGUGCCGUCUACUACUUUAAGAUUGCAGUGGCCCUGGCAGUGGCAGCCAUUCCCGAGGGCCUCCCAGCAGUCAUCACUACAUGCCUGGCACUGGGUACGAGGCGCAUGGCACGGAAGAAUGCCAUUGUGCGGAGCCUGCCCUCUGUGGAGACCCUGGGCUGCACCUCAGUCAUCUGCUCUGACAAGACAGGCACGCUCACCACCAACCAGAUGUCUGUCUGCAGGAUGUUCGUGGUAGCUGAAGCAAAAGCGGCCUCCUGCCGACUGCACGAAUUCACCAUCUCGGGUACCACAUACACUCCAGAGGGUGAAGUGCAGCAGGGGGAGCAGCCCGUGCGCUGCGGGCAGUUCGAUGGGCUGGUGGAGCUGGCGACGAUCUGUGCCCUGUGCAACGACUCCGCUCUGGACUACAAUGAGGCCAAGGCUGUAUAUGAGAAGGUGGGAGAGGCCACGGAAACGGCGCUGACUUGCCUGGUGGAGAAGAUGAAUGUGUUCGACAUGGACCUAAAGACCCUGUCCCGGGUGGAGCGAGCUGGUGCCUGCAAUGCGGUAAUCAAGCAGCUUAUGAAGAAAGAGUUCACCCUCGAGUUUUCCCGGGACCGGAAGUCCAUGUCGGUGUACUGCACGCCCACCUGCCCUGACCCCAAGACCCAGGGCAGCAAGAUGUUUGUGAAGGGGGCUCCUGAGAGUGUGCUGGAGCGCUGCAGCUCAGUCCGUGUCGGGAGCCGCACAGCACCCCUGAACACUGCCUCCAGGGAGCAGAUCCUGGCAAAGAUCCGAGACUGGGGCUCGGGCUCAGACACGCUGCGCUGCCUAGCACUGGCCACCCAGGAUGCGCCGCCCAGGAAGGAGGACAUGCAGCUGGAUGACUCCAGCAAGUUUGCACAGUACGAGACAAACCUGACCUUCGUGGGCUGUGUGGGAAUGCUGGACCCACCCCGGCCUGAGGUGGCUGCCUGCAUCACACGCUGCCACCGGGCAGGCAUUCGUGUGGUCAUGAUCACAGGGGACAACAAAGGCACAGCUGUGGCCAUCUGCCGCCGGCUGGGCAUCUUCGAGGACUCCGAGGAUGUGGUGGGCAAGGCCUACACGGGCCGAGAAUUCGAUGACCUUAGCCCUGAACAGCAGCGCCAUGCCUGCUGCACUGCCCGCUGCUUCGCCCGUGUGGAGCCCGCACACAAGUCCCGAAUCGUGGAGUACCUGCAGUCCUUCAGCGAGAUCACCGCCAUGACUGGUGAUGGGGUGAACGAUGCACCAGCUCUGAAGAAAGCAGAGAUUGGCAUUGCCAUGGGCUCUGGCACAGCUGUGGCCAAGUCAGCAGCAGAGAUGGUACUGUCAGAUGACAACUUUGCCUCCAUCGUUGCUGCGGUGGAAGAGGGCCGGGCCAUCUACAGCAACAUGAAGCAGUUCAUCCGUUACCUCAUCUCCUCGAAUGUCGGCGAGGUGGUCUGCAUCUUCCUCACGGCAAUUCUGGGCCUGCCUGAAGCCCUGAUCCCCGUGCAGCUGCUCUGGGUGAACCUGGUGACAGAUGGCUUGCCUGCCACAGCCCUUGGCUUCAAUCCUCCAGACCUGGACAUCAUGGAGAAGCUGCCCCGGAACCCUCAUGAAGCCCUCAUCAGUGGCUGGCUCUUUUUCCGAUAUCUGGCUAUUGGAGUGUACGUGGGCCUGGGCACAGUGGCUGCUGCCACCUGGUGGUUCCUGUAUGAUGCCGAAGGACCACAAGUCACCUUCUACCAGUUGAGGAACUUCCUGAAGUGCUCUGAAGACAACCCGCUCUUUGCUGGAGUCAACUGUGAGGUCUUCGAGUCCCACUUCCCCACAACCAUGGCCUUGUCUGUGCUUGUGACCAUUGAAAUGUGCAACGCCCUCAACAGUGUCUCGGAGAACCAGUCCCUGCUGCGGAUGCCACCCUGGCUGAAUCCCUGGCUGCUGGCCGCUGUGGCCAUGUCCAUGGCCCUGCACUUCCUCAUCCUCCUCGUGCCGCCCCUGCCUCUCAUUUUCCAGGUGACCCCGCUGAGUGGGCACCAGUGGGUGGUGGUGCUCCAGAUAUCCCUGCCCGUCAUCCUGCUUGAUGAGGCCCUCAAGUACCUGUCUCGGAAUCACAUGGACGGCAUUCUACAGACAGUCCUGCGGGCCUGGAGGAGGCAGCUGCUGACCACCUCCCGGACCCCAGACCACACCGGAAAAAAAGGACCAGAAGUGAAUGCUGGGAACCGAGCGGAGUCUCCAGCAACAACCUCAGACUGAUGGUGCCCAAGCUUUGGCCCCACUUCCCUCUCCUGACACUGCACCUGCCCACCUGCCCACCUGCCCACCGGGCCCUGUCUGAGGCCAGGACAGCCACACCCAGGCCCAGACUCGGGGUCCCUGUCCCCACUUCCAUCUGAGCAGGGCGCUCGCUGUCUGUGUCUCUUGGACUCUCCUGAGAAGUUCUGCCUGGGGCUGCCAAGAAGCCAGGGCUGGCACAAAUGGGAGAUUCAGGGCCCCUUCCCCAUGCACCCCUAGCACGUCCUGGAGAUGCUUCCCUUGCUAGAGGCUGGGCUUUUACUUGGUGACCAGGACCUCCACAAUGAGGAGGACUCCUGGGGCCCUUUGGGCUGAGUCUGACCUCUUGCCUAGUGCCUUGUCUGGAUCGUGCUUGGCCUCAGAGAGGGAAGCCCAAGGGGCCAUCUGGGCCUAGCUGUACACGGAAAGGCUGACAGGCCCCUCCACUUAGCCCUCCAGUCCUGCGAGCCAGAGCCUGUUUCUGUUUCUGUGUGUAGGCCCUGGGCGGGUUGAAGGGUCAGGGAGGACACAGGGCACCCGGAGGAGGAGCUGGCAAGGACCCCCUUUCCCAGGAGACACUGGGCUACCUGCCUCAGCUUGGCUUCCUUCCCCAGCUCAGGUUUCCCUCUUCUAAGCAAGUAGCUUAGCGUUGCCUCAUCUGCCAAGAGGAGGGAUCUGCUGUCCAUGUCCCUGGUGCCCAGGCACUGUGCCCUCCUGAGUGUGACUGGCCCUGCAUGGCUGGGUGAUUGAGUUUCCUGGACUCGGCCUCCCUCUUUGUUCAUCCCUCCCACUCACACACCCAUGAGCCAGAAAGAUGUCACUAAGGAUAAUUACCCAGGCACUUGCUGUCCCUCCCUCAGGGCUGGGGGAUCUCAGAGCACUUCUGUGCGAAUGUGUCAGAUGGUAGAAGAUAACAUUUAAUGGACAGGGUUUUUUGAGUAACUCCGCUUUUGCUCCUUUGGGAAAAACUAGCUAGGUGUAGCAGACAACAGUGUCUAUGUGUCUUCACCCCUCCCUGAGAGUGUACAAAGUGAUUAUUUUAUAUGUGAAUCAAGACUCACAUCCUUGUGUUGGUUCCCAGAAUCCAAAGCCCCUUCAGCCAGCCUUGCAGACAAAUAGGCUCCCCCUUCCAGAGCCCUUCCCCCCAAGGCCUCCUCCCUCCCCUCUCUCAGGUUCUGGAGUUGGGAGUGUGGUUUCGGCAGGGCCCUGCACCCACCUGCUGACACGAAUUGGAGAGAAAUAAAGGCUGCAUGUCCGGGA
Molecule: messenger RNA, 4536 nt
Organism: Heterocephalus glaber (naked mole-rat)
Lineage: Eukaryota; Metazoa; Chordata; Mammalia; Rodentia; Bathyergidae
Source: RefSeq, a predicted model, not a curated record